UCAUAUAUUAAACCCUUAUUUUAAUUUUUGAUUUUCUGUUCAUUAGUAUAACUGAUUGCUUCUCUUCUCAUCUACCAUUCUUCUUCCUCUUCUUCAUCAUCACUCAUCAGCGUCCGAUGUUUGUCUAUUGUAUGUAAUGUGUGUGUCAUAUACGUAAGAAGACACCUAAUAGAAAUAUCUUUACGCAAACGCACUUUAAUUCUUCCCAAUCCAACCCCUUUAUUAGGGCUUAAAAUUUAGUACAUUUUUUCCCACAAAGAAUCGGAGCCAAUAAAUACGUUUAACGGUUAUUUUGUGAAAAAAGAAUAAAAUCCAAUCUGGGUUUUGGAUUGUUGAUUAGAAUUGGAUUGUUGAUUGAGUGGUUAAUGACGUUUGCUGGGAAGGAUGAGGAGGAAGGGGUGGAGGUGAUACCAGCUCCGUUAUUGGGGUUGGAGAGGGAGGAGGAUCUGAAGGGUAAUUAUGUAAAAUUAGGUGGAGAUGAAUUGGAAAAGGAAGAGAAAAAUGGUUUCUUUGGUGGUGGGGGUUGCAAUUGCAUGGGUGCAUCAUCAUCAGGCCUUGGAUAUGAAGGCAAAAGCAGCAGCAGAUGUUGGUCUCUUUGGUGGUGGGCUAAGCUGGUGCUCCUCCUCAUUUUUGUUGGAGUUUUGGCUGUUGUUUUUCUCAAAUGGGUCGGACCUUUUUUCAUGGAUAAGGAGAUUAUUCCCAUACUAAAUUGGGAGACAAGAACUUUCAGUACUCCGGUACUUGCAGUUCUAGUUUAUGCUUCUGUGGCAAUUUUCCCAACCCUCAUUUUACCUUCCACUCCCUCCAUGUGGGUAGCUGGGAUGACAUUCGGAUAUGGAUAUGGUUUUCUACUUAUCAUCGGAGCACUUCCUAUUGGUGUAUCUCUUCCUUAUUUCAUAGGUCAUCUUUUCCAUCACAGAAUCCAAAGCUGGAUAGAAAGAUAUCCCAAGAAUGCUUCUAUUAUAAGACUAGCUGGUGAAGGGAAUUGGUUUAACCAGGCUCGAGCUGUUGCAUUGAUCAGGAUUUCCCCUUUUCCAUAUAUAGUUUAUAAUUACUGUGCAAUGGCAACUGGAGUCAAGUAUGGUCCUUAUUUGCUGGGGACACUCGUUGGCAUGGUCCCAGAAAUAUUUGUUACAAUUUACACGUAAGCAUUCUCUUUCUUUUCUUGCUCUUCAGAGUUGCUCGGUGGAUGUAUUUUUGUUACAGCAUUUAUCUGAUUUAAUUGAAAUGUAUGUUAGGUUUGGGCCAGGUCCUCCCUUCCCUUCCUCCAUAUCUCCGUCCCUCUCCUCACCCCACACCUCUAUUUCUAAAGAAUAGAAGCAACCUUUCUCGCUGAAUCAUAUGUGUGAACAUUUGGAUACUCUACUGACUGCUAAUACCCAUUAAAAGAAGAAUGUUGACUUGCCUCAGUUCUCUUGUUCUAUGACUGAUGACCGACUUAAUGUGAAGCUUAUACACUUCACAUUUAGAUGUAGGCUAUGUUACUCGGACUCUUCAAAAAUGUUGUUGGGUGCAUGUCGGAUCCUCCAAAUUUAGUGCAUUUUUGGAGGAUCCGACACGGGUGCGACAGCACUUUUGGAGAGUCCGAGCAACAUAGGAUGUAGGUAAGUUCUGACAAUGCAAAACGUGGUGCUCAGUUAGGUUGCACUAAUAUCUGUUUCAAGUCUUGUAUACCUAUAAUGGUUUCUUUAGUUGGGAUAUGUUCAUGGUGUGGAAAGAGAUUAUAUGCAUGUGGAUAUAAAUGUUAAUUGUUCUUAUGUUAAAGUCAAACUGGUUAAUUUUUGAGCUGUUCUGAAGUAGCAAUUUGAGGUGUUAGACAUGUAAUCUUUUCCUACCAUGUUCAAUGAUGGUGGGAAAGUUGUUUGGGUCGCCUUCCUUUGUCGUUGUUCUUGCCAUGCUUAUAGUUGCCUUUAAUUAUGAACUUAGACGCUUAGUAUGCUCUCUACAAGUGAAGACCAUUGCAGGAUUUUGAAAAUUCCCCUAAUUUUCAAUUGUGAGAAAAAAACUAUUUCUUCCUAUUAUUGGGCCUUGUGAAUUUUUGUUUUCGUAUGAAUAGUUAUGCCAUUCGUCUUUAACAAAAAACUAUGCCAUUUGUCAAACAUACAAAAUGAUUGAUGUUAAAGAAGAUUUUGUAGAUGAUGUGGAGUCAUUGUUAGAUAUCAUAAUUCGUAGUCCUUGUAAAAACAAGGAUAUACUUUUGCCUAUAAGAACUUUAAAGGUGUCUCAUAGCACAGCCUUUGUGCUAAAGAUAUAUAACAUCGUUACCUUUCUUAAAAAAAGAUGAUAUGAUGCUUAAGAAACUGAUAGAAAAAGGUAUAAAUUCUUUGCGAUCUACAUACUUUUUCACUAAGAUAGACUUUUUCACUAAGAUAGUCCUCGCUUAACUAAAAGCCUUAGACAUACUGCAACCAGUGCCCUGCUUCCUUGUUCUAUUUUGUAUAGGCAUUAGGGGGACUGUAUGUUGUACGAUGCUCAAGCUUUUCAUCUAUUUUUUUAUUUUUUGAAAAGUUAAUUUAAGCUCUUGCGGUCAAUAGAUUAUCUCUUGCAAUAGUUCUCUGUUUUCU
Molecule: messenger RNA, 2564 nt
Organism: Nicotiana tabacum (common tobacco)
Lineage: Eukaryota; Viridiplantae; Streptophyta; Magnoliopsida; Solanales; Solanaceae
Source: RefSeq, a predicted model, not a curated record